Phaeodactylum tricornutum CCAP 1055/1 is the source of this 1304-nucleotide messenger RNA. RefSeq lists its product with no specific name. Lineage: Eukaryota; Bacillariophyta; Bacillariophyceae; Surirellales; Neidiaceae. Gene Ontology annotation, cellular component: peroxisome. The transcript has a single exon. The record is from RefSeq and is a predicted model, not a curated record. The coding region runs from base 195 to 1280 and encodes 361 amino acids.
GAUACCAAUAUCAAUCUCGCUGUACGAGAGUGAUCAACAGGGGCUCCUGAAAUUUGGUUUCCCGGAAACGUUGAGAGAACAAUCCCAUCUUUCAUCUAUCGCUUGUCUGGAUGUGGAUAUCAGCUGCAGACUCGUCGUAUAGUAGUGAAUCUAUCUAGACACAAGUUGUAUGCAAGAGUAAUGAUCAGGCAAUAAUGAUAUCGGAUGAUUUUACGGUUUCGUUUAAUGCACGGGAUUCUAUUCUCUAUGCUCUGUCGAUUGGGUUCGGCUCCUCCUUGGAGCGAUACGAUGAAGAUCGGCGCUACGUAUACGAAGAAGAUAUCAACUUUGCAGUCGUUCCAACAUUCGCGAUCACCUUUACUUUUUGGGCCAAUCAAUAUCGGAGAUCAAUUGGUGACAUUCCGCCAUUUCCUCCGCCUCUCAUGAGUUCUGCUGGUGUUUUACCCCAAGGAUGCCUUCGAAAUGGCGCAUCAAUAGAUGAUUUACCGAUCAUUCAAACCGAAAUUUCUGUCGUUUUCCAGAACGCGCUUCCUGUCCCAAAAAGUGGUCAAACAGAACCGAUGCGAGUAAGCCAGUCCUUUGUGUCCGUGUCUCCGAAGUCCAUCGGCACUUUCGUGACCACAGAAACCAAAAUUACGAAUAAUUGCCACACUCUCUGCACCAUUACGUCCACGGCUCUCGUUUUGGGCGUACCAAGUAGUCAUGUUAACCCCAUGCAACCCACGGACAUGAUUCGGGAGGAACAACACCCGUCAAAAGAUGCUCUCCACGAGCUUUUGGUCGAAUGGGAUUAUACUGUGCCUCCCAAUCAAACACUUCUAUAUCGGCAGACCAGUGGUGAUUCCAAUGAAAUUCACGUCAAUCCGGAUGCUCUGCCAGCCACACUAGAGAAGCAAGCUAGUAAAAUUCGCGUAGAUCCUGAUUCGCAACCUGACGUACAGAAAGAACAAGACCGUGACGAUUCUAGUAGGCGAAAACUUCGUUUACAUGGGCUCAGCACUCUAGGAAUCGCAGUACGAGCUUUGAUACACUAUACAGAAGACAACUACCCAGGUUCAUCGCUUCAAGCUGUCAAGGCAUGUUUCACAUAUCCUGCGUUCGUGAAUGACCGUAUCACUGUAAAAAUUUCGGGAGCCAAGAACGAUUCAUCCUUACAGUUAGGCAAGAGUGUAUUUACUUUUCUAGUACUGAACAAGACAAGCGGUAAAGUCUUAUUGAAAAACGGUUAUGCUGAGUUUGCCUGGAACCGUUCAACCUUACAGCAGCAAUCAAGGCUGUAAGCCUGAGCAAUUUAUACCCUAAAG